GAAAUCCCAUAAACUAUAUACUGAAUACUCCAUUCUACUUUUUAUAUCUUACAUCCCACAUCCUGCAUCUCCAGAAAGCAGAAGCUCGAGUAUCUAUCUAUCAUCCUUGAAUUUUGGAUUUUGCGCUUUGAAUCGGUUGAUACUUACAUAUCUAUCUAAUCAGGAACGAGGUGCAUAUAAGAUUGUGAGUUACAAUACAAUUAAUUGGUGAGAAGAUUGGAAGGGAGUCAUUCGGUCAGUCAGUCAGUCAGUCAGCCCAUCUCCAUCGAUAUCACGAGGAUUCUUACGGAAGUUCGAGAUACAGCAUCGAGACGAAACGUACGUCUCAACGUUCGAAGUGAGGCUGAGACGGAUUAUCAUAUCGCUAUUACUAUCACCAUGUCGUCUACCACCACCAAAACCAAAAAUAUACUUAUCCUCGGCGCUGGGAUUUCAGGUCUACAAACUGCGCUUUCGCUGCUUACCUCCUCCGGAUAUAAUGAAAAUAAUCAACCCCCCCAAUACAAAAUCACACUCCUAGCGAAAUACCUCCCCGGUGACAAGAAUGAACAUUAUUGUUCCCCAUGGGCAGGAGCAGAUUGGCGAAGCCAUGCUUCGAAGCCUUCUCUUGCAGCGGGUGGCGAGGAAGUAGAUACAGAUAAAGAUAGGAGACUCAGAAAAUGGGAAGGAAAAACUUAUCGAGCGUGGAAGAGUUCGAUUGGAGAGGAUGGGAAAGAAGGAGAAGGAAAAGGAAAGGAGAUGGGAAUGGCGAUUACGCCUUCGAUUUAUUAUCUAGGGUCUACGUACCACGGUGCGGAAAUCGACGAGAGUGGCGUGUGGUUUGAGGAUGUGGUGGGGGGGUAUAGAGAAUUGGAUGUUUUGGAGCCGGAAAAUAAGUUGGAGGGGAUCCUGGGGGUGGGAGUCAGGAAAGCGGUGCACUUCGAAACGGUGUGUGUGGAUGUAGAUGUUUAUUUGGGGUAUUUGGUUCGCAGGGUAGAGGAGCUGGGGGGGAGGAUUAUACGUGGAGAAAUCGGGACGGGGGAGGGAUUAGAAGGUGUGGUGCGUGGGUGUAGGGAUGUGCUUGGGGGUGAGGGGUUGGAUGUGUUGGUUAAUUGUGCGGGACUUUCUGCGGCGAAGUUUGUGGAGGAGAAGGAGGCGGAAAAGUUGUUUCCGAUUAGGGGGCAGGUCUUACUGGUUAAGGGGGAAGCGAAGAUUUGUAAGACUUUCGUGGGCGAUUUGGGGGAGAAGGGCGAUGAGUUGCUCUAUGUGAUUCCGAGACCGGGGAGUGGGAAGAGUGUGGUUGGGGGGGUUAAGGAGGCAAACACCUGGAACUCCAACCCAGACUACGAAUUAUCCCAAAGAAUCAUCCACCGAUUAAAAGAUAUAGGAUGGGCGGAAGGUUUGGUGAAUUCAAACGGGGAGAUAGAGGUGCUAGAUACGUAUGUGGGAUUCCGACCGGGGAGGAAAGGUGGUGCGAGAGUUGAGAUUGAGGGGAUGGACGUGGAAGAAAAUAGUGGGGGAGAGGGAGGAAAAGCAAAAAAAAUCGAGGGUGUCUAUGUUGUUCAUAAUUACGGCCAUGCGAGUGGAGGGUAUCAAAGUAGUAUUGGGUGUGCGGAGGAAGUGGUUGAGUUGAUUCGGGGCUUGGAAUGAUGUGAUUAUUCUAUUUUGCUGGGAGGGGAGAGGAGAGGAGAGGAGAGUCGAAAUUUUUGUCAGGGAGAUUGUGUAUAUGGAUGUGAGAAUGAUAAAAGGAUACGGAGAUGGAACUCGAGAUUGGGAUACGGAGAUUCGUUUGGCGAUUCCAUCUGUAGGUAUGAGAAUCGAUCGCUAGGGGUUAACGAGGUUAGGGUGUAGUAUCA
Botrytis cinerea B05.10 is the source of this 1835-nucleotide messenger RNA. RefSeq names its product Bcdao3 (gene Bcdao3). NCBI's taxonomy places the organism in Eukaryota, Fungi, Ascomycota, Leotiomycetes, Helotiales, Sclerotiniaceae. Bases 379 to 1629 code for a protein of 416 amino acids. The record is from RefSeq and is a predicted model, not a curated record. The transcript has 2 exons. Gene Ontology annotation, molecular function: D-amino-acid oxidase activity; FAD binding.